Molecule: messenger RNA, 753 nt
Organism: Clonostachys rhizophaga
Lineage: Eukaryota; Fungi; Ascomycota; Sordariomycetes; Hypocreales; Bionectriaceae
Source: the annotation of a GenBank genome assembly
AUGUUCAAGUCGCUUCUCCUGCUGGCGCUCCAGCUCCAGCCUACAAUCCAGGCCCCUCUCGAGCCACUUGGAAUUGUUACUCGUGAUGCGCUGCCAGUCAGAACCAUAGCAGGUGUUACAGUUGUUGACACCCCAAUCGUUCGUGCUGCGCAUGACUUUUCACGCCGCCAUUCCUCCGACUGGGUUUACAGACAUGUGAUGCGUACUUGGCUUUACGGUGCUCUCAUUAUAAACCACAACACGACUCUGAAGAAGUCUGUGGAUCUCGAAGUCCAUGCCGUCGCGGUCCUACUGCACGACCUCGGGUGGGAUCAGACACCAAACUCGACUCUCAUUAGCACUGAUAAGAGAUUCGAGGUAGACGGAGCAGUUGCCGCCCGGGAAUUCAUCAGAAGCAACAAGCAUGGAAGGAACUGGGAGGAAAUAAGAGUUCAGCACGUCUGGGAUGCCAUCGCGCUCCAUACACAGCCUGGGUUAUAUGACUACAAAGAGCCCGAUGUCAAAGUCACGGGCACUGGUAUCUCCGCCGAUUUCCAUGGACCAAGCAGCGGCAUAACGCAGCCUGAAUACGAUGCUAUUGUACAGGAGUUUCCAAACGCGGAUCUCAUUCCUGGGACAAAUAAUACAAUCGUUUGGCUCUGCCAGACCAAGCCUAACACGACAGUUGAUACCUGGCAGCAAGCAUGGGGAGAGCACUACGUGGAGAAUUAUCCACCCAAGGGUGUCUCUACUUGGGACCAGUUGUCCCAUUGA